Molecule: messenger RNA, 666 nt
Organism: Wyeomyia smithii (pitcher-plant mosquito)
Lineage: Eukaryota; Metazoa; Arthropoda; Insecta; Diptera; Culicidae
Gene: APC10
Product: anaphase-promoting complex subunit 10
Exons: 2
Coding region: 72-629 (185 amino acids)
Biological process (GO): anaphase-promoting complex-dependent catabolic process; protein K11-linked ubiquitination
Cellular component (GO): anaphase-promoting complex
Source: RefSeq, a predicted model, not a curated record
AAAAAUAAUAAACAAAAAGUUCUUAAGAAAGUUGGUUGGUUCGCUAUUUCGCUUAUUUUACUGUUGCAAACAUGAGUGUAAAAACUGGCUCAAACGUAUGUCCUACUAUAGAAGAACGAUCAGGAAACGUUCGUGAGGUUGGAUCACAAGCAGUGUGGAGUCUAUCGUCUUGUAAACCGGGUUUUGGAGUAGAGCAGUUGCGAGAUAAUUCUAUGGAAACCUACUGGCAAUCGGACGGACAGUUGCCACAUCUGGUCAACAUCCAGUUUCCGCGGAAAACCACAGUAAGCCAAAUAUAUAUUUACUCCGAUUAUAAAUUAGACGAAAGCUAUACUCCGAGUCGUAUCUCAAUCCGAUGUGGUACACAUUUCAACGAUCUGCAAGAGGUUGAGGUAAUAGAUCUUUGCGAACCGUCUGGCUGGGUGUGUAUCCCCAUCAAAGAAGUACGAGACAUUCCGAUGCGAACAUUUAUGAUACAAAUUGCUGUGAUAAGUAAUCAUCAAAACGGCCGCGACACACACAUGCGUCAAAUUCGCGUUCAUUCACCCACAGAGGGUACAACUUAUCCGCUCGAGCAAUUUGGUCCAUUUAGUACGAUAGAAUUUCAACAGUUCCGAACAAUACGGUAGAAGGGUGCCAAAAUAAAGUGGAACUGAUAUAUAAUGU